GCAGAUUGUCAAGCGACCAAGAAAUAAUGAUGAGGCCGGUAGCAGCCAAGGGGCGGCAGCUAUGGCAGGGAUGAGGGAAGCAGCACAAACUGGACAAUACCAGGUCUAGUUCAAGGAUGACAUCCAGGAAGCUAAGUAUUGGGAGUCAUACCUAAGGUUGUUGGCACCAUUUUAUACCCAGUGGCAGCUCCUUUGGAGAAAGAGGAGCUGAAGGAUCAAGUUUUUCAUCUCAUUCGCCAGUCAUGGUGGCAACAUUUGUUCUUCGGCGUCAGAGAGCCGACCUAUUGGGAGCUUACCUACAAGGUGUUGUCAUCCAUGGUCGUGAAGAAUGCCAUCACGGUUGUCUGGAAGAAGGAGAUUGCGUUCCGGGCAUUUGGCGAGACACAUUCUUACACCAUUGCACAACUUGAGGCUGCAUUGGGAUUCCCGAGCCGCAAGGAUUGGGAUUAUAUUCGUGAGUUCCCCCGCGAUGUAGACCGUAAAGCAUUUUAUAGAACUGUCUCCAACGACGUGAAGGACUACGACCCACAGAAAUCGAGGAGCACUAAACCACAUCCGCCUGAGCCAAGGGUCAUCCACACCCUUCUCACUUGCACCAUCACGGACAGCAACGAGAUAGGCGGUCAUGUGUCUACCAUAGACCUCAAGUGCUUAUAUUGCAUGAUUCACGAUAAGAGGUCAUAUUUGGGGAUUCUGAUCGCGGGAAUCUUUAAUCGACAGAUGAAUACUCGGGUGCAGAGUAUAUUUGUCAAACCAUACAUUACCCACCUCUUGCGCAGCAUUUUAGGAUACGCGACUAAGUUCGAAGGGAUGUAGGGAAUUCGGUGCAUCGCGCCAAUGAUGAAGAUUAUUCUCACCAAGGAUGAUGAUGAUGAGGAGCAUGCUGGAGAUGCAAGAGAAGAGGCUGGAAAGACGUGGCAGCCGCAAAGGGACGAGCCUCAUGACCACAUUGCUUUAGGGUCAUAUUAUAUGUCCCUUUUCCGGGGAUACGUGUAUCCCAACACUUGGGAGCGACAUGAGCAGUUUUUCACACAGAUGCGUGAGGACAUCAAAUCGGGAUUUGCCGCAUUGGACACUAGGAUGUCCUCCCAUUGAUGAUCUAUCCCUAUUGAUACACUUUUUCAUGCUACACACAGGAUGAUGUAUUCUUUAUUGUUACAUUUGGACACUUUGUUUUGUGUUUUGUCUAUGCAGUUUGAUUUCUAGCCUGACUAAUGAUUUGUUGUUUGGAUUGCGG
Molecule: messenger RNA, 1237 nt
Organism: Cuscuta europaea
Lineage: Eukaryota; Viridiplantae; Streptophyta; Magnoliopsida; Solanales; Convolvulaceae
Source: the annotation of a GenBank genome assembly